GAAGAGAUCAGGCAGGCUGCUGGAGAAGCCAGGGAAUCUUCCUCCUACUGUGACCAGUUCCCUUCCUCUUGAUCUCCCAGAACACACAGAGGAACAGCCAGUCUAUAUCUGCAUCAGGAACAAUAUGGGUGUGGCUGAAGUGUCAGGCAAAGUUCAUGCUAGAAAGGCCAAAGCAGUUACUCGUUAACCAUUUACUGUAAUAUUUCUGAUUUUAAAAAGCCUUCCAUGCCUCCCCCCAAAGAAACUAUGUCUUUGUUCUGUUUUGUAUAAAGACGUCUCACACAAAUGCUCAAUUCAAUAACGAUGGAGAAGGGUGGUUUUCUUUCUUUCUUUCUUUCUUUCUUUCUUUCUUUCUUUCUUUCUUUCUUUCGGGUGGAGCAAAGAUGAAGAGGAAAUCAGUGAUAUUUGAGAAGUGAAGGGAGAGAGGGAGGAAGAUGAGCAUUCCCAGAAGCACCAUUUAAGGCAACAGUUCCUGGUUGUAGUUACAUCAUGCGCACUUCUCUGCCCUGUCAUAAAGAAAGGGCGAGGGAGCAAGAGCAGGAAUAGCUGACCGAGGAAAAAGGAAGCCUCAGAAUUUCUCGUCGAUCAGUCAGCCCCGCAUCUUGGCAGCAAGAGAAAGCUAAUCCAGGGCUGCCUCUUCUGUCAACAAAGCCACAGACUCUCCACCCACCAUGGCCUCCUAUUCUCCAUCCACAGAUGUGGAGGAUGAAGUUAAGUGCCCCAUCUGCAGGGACUAUCUGACAGACCCCGUGACCUUGGACUGCGGCCACAACUUCUGUCAGGGCUGCAUCCAGAACUGCAGCGAUAAAUGGGAAGAAAAGGGUGCGGGGGACUUGGCGUGUCCUGUCUGCAGAGCCAAGAUCCAGAAAGGGAAUUUCCGUCCCAAUUGGGACCUGGCAAAUAUAUCAGAAAAGUUUAAACUCCGAGGAAAGGAGCUAUGUGAGAAACACAAGGAAAGACUCCACCUGUUCUGCAGAGAUGAUAAAGAAUUGGUGUGCAUGUUUUGUGAACGUUCCCCGGAACAUGAAUCGCACACUGUGGUCCUCAAGGAAGAAGUUGUCCAGGAAUACAAGAAUGUGAUGGAUAGUUGCCUGGAGAAUCUGCUGGAGGAGAGAGAGAAAAUUCUGGUAAAAAAAGCAGCGGUGAAAAGGGAAAGCGAAGACCUGCUGAAAUUAAUAGAAACGGAGAGGCAAAAGGCAGCCAAUGAGUUCAGGCAACUGCGCCAGUUUCUCAAAAAGCAAGAGAAGCGCCUGCUGAAUCAGAUGGAGAAGGUGGAGAAGGAGAUUGCAGCAAAAAGGGAUCAGCUCAUGGACCAGCUCUCUGAGGAACUCUCCUCUCUUCAAAGGAUCAUCCAGGAGAUGGAGGAGAAACGCCAGCAGCCAGGAAGUGAACUCCUCCGGGAUGUGAGAAGCACCUUGCAGAGAUAUGAGAAAAGAGAGAGACUAGGGAAUCCAGUGGAUCUACCUCCAGAGCUGAAGAAAAGGAUCUCGCAAUUCUGUGCUACAAAUCCCCUUCUGCAAGGUGACAUGAAGCAGUUCAAAGACACUGUAUUCCUCAGACUGGCUCAGAAAGCAAAUGUUGCUCUGGAUCCAGCCACAGCUUAUCCUCGGCUUGUCCUGUCUGAGGACUGCAAAAGCGUGAGAUGGCGAGACGAGUAUCAACACCUGCCCAACAAUUCUGAGAGGUUCUACAGUGAUCCUGCUGUGCUGGGACGUGAGGGCUUCACCAAAGGCAGCCAUUACUGGGAAGUCAUUGUGGGAAGUGAGGAGAUGUGGGCUGUUGGGGUUGCCAGGAAGUCAGUGAGGAGAAAGGGCUGCUUAGCCUUGAGUCCUGAAGGAGGGGUCUGGGCUGUGGGGAAGAGGGGAGGUUGGUACAGUGCCUUCAACCCCCCUGACAACCCUCCACUGUCCCUGAGCAACAAGCCCAAGCGGAUCCGAGUGACUCUGAACUAUGAUGGGAGGGAGGUGUCUUUCUUCGAUGCUGACACAGGAGCCCAUCUCUACACCUUCCUAGGAGCCUCCUUCUCUGGAGAGAUGCUCCUCCCUUUCUUUUGGCUGUCAGGAAACAAAACCCAACUUAGGAUGGCUUAAGCCUUAAGGGGACCAAAUCUACCUCUCAGGCCCGGGAGGCGCUUCUCUCCAGAGCAAAAUGAUUGCUCUGAAAGGGAACGUUUAUUUGCAAAGAGCUCUGUUGACAUCUUUGUAGAGGUCCAUGGAGAGGAUUCAUUCCAGCCACAAUCAGCAGAAAUAUGAAAAAGUGGGCUUUGCUUUUCCCACCCCACCCACAGUGUUCUCCCUGCAGCUUUGUUCCAAAAGAGACAGCAACACUUUCAGCAGUUCCAAACAAUUUAUUUCAGCGUCACUGAUGUCCAACCCUGGUUUCAUUUUUUAUUUUUCCACCUCUCCCUCUCCACAAGACCUCCACCAGCUGUUGACAUGUGUUUUUGUAUUGCUGAAGUGGAUUACUAGAAAGCAAUCCCUCCACCCAUAUCGGCAGGGAAACCUCAUUGAGUUGCAUCCAAAGCUAACCAUGCUUGGAGUUAGACCCACUGAAAGUUGUGCAUAUGGGUAACUUAGCUCCAUUGAUUUUGGUGAGCUUAUUCUGAAUAAAACAACCCAUUGCUUUGUAGACUUCAGAUCUCCAGAGGAAUAAAUAAAGGGGUUUAUGUCAGGGACCAGCUUCCAACCCCUGCUGCAAAUGAAACCUGCCCCUAGAUAUAGUUGCUCCAAGGUAAUUCAGUGGGGCCUCUUCUCAGUUCAUUGUCUUCUGGAUCAGUGCCUUAAUCCUUUGUAAUAAUAAAUACUGUAAAUAAAUAAAUGAUUGUUUUAUUUAUACCCCACCCUCCCCAGCCAAGACUGGGCUCAGGGUGGCUAACAACCAA
This is a messenger RNA of Podarcis muralis (Common wall lizard), 2881 nucleotides long. Lineage: Eukaryota; Metazoa; Chordata; Lepidosauria; Squamata; Lacertidae. The record is from RefSeq and is a predicted model, not a curated record.